AUGCCUUGUCCGAUAAGUGUCACGAAAUUUGUCGGGACCAUUUCUCUCGGUCUCCUGACUGGAACGUCCUAUACCUUGACGAGCAUAACUCUCCCAUCUCUUGCUCUCCUCCCUUCAGCUUCCCUCGCUUCUCGCACUCUAGCCAUCAUCCAGACCCAAUCUACCCGUCAGAUCCUCACGCUGGCAUCAAUUUCUUCGCUCUCGCUCAUCACAGCUUUCACCCUCGCCUCCCCGCGCGGUCGCCAUCCGUAUCUGCUCUGGACGGCUCUCGUCUCGUUCAUUGGUGGCCAGGGCGUCGAGUACUGGUAUAACGGACUUUCAAGAUUCCCCCGUGUGAGCGGUCGAUCCAGCAGAGGGAAAAGCGCUGCUGCCAGAGUCUCGAGCCCUGGUGGUUCCGAGAGUGGAUUUAUUGAAGUCGAACCACAUGGAAGCGAAGAUCAGGUUAAUGGAGAGAAAGUCGAGAUGGAGAUGACGAGGGAGCGCAAGAUACAGUGGGUGAGGAGUUGGAUUGCCGGUAUAGGCUUUGCCAUGGGUGUGGUAGGUAUCUGGGGCGAUGGCGUCUAG
Molecule: messenger RNA, 564 nt
Organism: Rhinocladiella mackenziei CBS 650.93
Lineage: Eukaryota; Fungi; Ascomycota; Eurotiomycetes; Chaetothyriales; Herpotrichiellaceae
Exons: 2
Coding region: 1-564 (187 amino acids)
Biological process (GO): autophagy of mitochondrion
Cellular component (GO): mitochondrion
Source: RefSeq, a predicted model, not a curated record